This is a messenger RNA of Fragaria vesca subsp. vesca, 1396 nucleotides long. RefSeq names its product mitochondrial dicarboxylate/tricarboxylate transporter DTC-like. The record is from RefSeq and is a predicted model, not a curated record. NCBI's taxonomy places the organism in Eukaryota, Viridiplantae, Streptophyta, Magnoliopsida, Rosales, Rosaceae. The transcript has 4 exons. The coding region runs from base 158 to 976 and encodes 272 amino acids.
UGACAGACGUUACCAGAGAGUAGCUAGAACACUGAAAUGGAAUGGCAGGACUCCUCUUUCUGGUUCCUCUAAAAGGUCUUUCUUUAUUAGUGUAUGUCCAUUUCAGUAGAAAUUAUUAAGCUAGAGAUCCACAGAGAGAAAGAGAGAGGUCCAGACUAUGGAAGAGAAGAAAGUGGAGAUUGAGGAGUUGAAACCCUUAAGGAUGAGUAGUACUCCUCCUCCUCCUCCUUCAGUGCUCAAGCCAUUUGUAGAUGGCGGACUCGCCGGGCUUCUUUCCUGCGGUGUCAAUGGGGCCAUCGAUUACUCAAGGUCCAUUUCUAACGACGCUCGAUAUCGAAAUCAUCCUAACUACGUGCUCAAACGCAAGAUGAUUCCUGGGUUGGUUUUGAUUGAUGCUUUUGCUUUUAGUCAGCUACUUGGAUAUUACAACAUUGUGAGAGGAAUAGCAGUUGCUAGAAAUGAUGGCGCACGGCCAAGUCUUUACCAGGAAGCUUCUAGUGGUUUGAUUGCUGGAGUAGCUACAGCGUAUCUCAGAAUUCCAUUCGAGGUAAUUUGUCUACAUAGGCAGGUUAAAUCCAUGGGACCAAUUGCACAGUGGAGUAUCAGAAAACUUAGUGUGUUGCAAAUAUUGAGAGCUGGAGGUCCUUUGUUGAAGAGAAAUGCUGGGUUAGGCAUGGGUAUGGUUGCAGCCUAUAAUCCAAGUGUCCAUUAUCUCAUUGAAACUCAUGGUUUUAGUGAACAGGCUGCAAAAUGUGGUGCAGAAGCUAUCUCAGCAUUCUCAGCAGCAGCUUGCGCACAACUGGCACACCAUGCUAGCUCCUUCAAUUCUGUGCGUCAAACUCUAAACUCAAAAGGACCCCUUGCAUUCUUUGAAGGAUUCUCUGGUCUUUUUUCCCGAACCCUACCAACGGUUGUGCUAUUCUGGGCUUCUUUAGAUGUUGUCCGGGGAAAUUUCCAACCACCAACUGAAGUAUAGCAACCUUUCUCGGUGAAGCAUAGCAGUCUUUGGGUUUUUGCGAUGAGAACUGAUGUUUGGAUCAGUUCAUUACCAUCCGACCUAUCUUGUAUGCAUUUAGACUCUUUGAUAAAUAUUGGUCAAGCUUCUCUUCCAUCAGAAAUCCUGCCCUCCUCUCUUUAAAUCUACCGGUCUGGUUUCAGUUUGCAUGUACACUCUUGACUUUGACAUGACUUAUAUAUAUAUAUAUUCUAUUACAUGUGUGACUUGUAUAAAUAUGAUGAUCUAUUACUGUAUGAUGGUUCACAGCAGAGUCACACAGUACAGCUGUACAGACAGUGGACUCAACACACUAAAAUGGUGUGGCAUUACUCCUCUUUCUGGUUGCUCCAGAAGGACUCUCUAAGAGACCUCAGUAUCUGAGUCUAACCUACUAAGGGA